GAAAAACCAUGUUGGACAUCAUGUUAUCAUCAUUGUCUGGAUGCAUGGACAGUGUUCUCCUGUUGCAAAAGUAAAAUGAUUCUCGCUUUAAAGAGCGGUUUAUUGGAGUUCAAGGGGGAUGGAAAGUCAAACUGGUGGAUGAAAAGCCAUUUUGUUGGGAGCAUGAAAAUGAAGAGAAACCUUGGAGGACUUUGAGGCACCUGUUCUACCUGUAGAAUUUACGAAACGCUACACUCGUGGAUGUUUACAGCUGAAUGCAGAAGGACAACAAAAGAAGAACCUUAAGUGCUUUAAAAGAGGACACAUCUGGAUAAACAUCUGGUAAACCUGAGACAGUGAAAAUGGACUAUAUGGAUAUGGACCACCAUCAGCGUUUUUCCUUGAUCAGCUGAGUGUCCGCCCAUCAUGGGUAGAUUUCUGGGUGCGCUUGGUUUGACACUGGAUCUAUUUUCUGGAGAAGGCUUCAUAGGUCAGCCUUGAUGAUGCGGCCCGGGUGUCCCUCCUUUACAGCUGUGGUUUUAACACUUUGUUUGAAUAGAUCUGGGUCUUUACAAUGGUGAAUGAGGACGAGAAGAAGCUUGGUCCCAGUUCCUCUUUAAGAUCAAGAAGUUUGAGCAGAUAAUGGAUUGGAAGGAACUGGCGGCUCACAAGCUCAGUCUGUCCCGCAGGAAGAAGUCCCCGCCCGGCUCCGCCUCCCUGCCCGGCGAGUCCCCAGAACCGCUGCUUUACACCGGGGGCUUCAGCGGGGCCUUGCAGCUCUCCCCGCCUGCCAUCCCACCAUGUCUCCUUCGAGCUGGGUCAAAGGUCAAGGACACGCCGGGGAUGGGAAAGGUCAGAGUCAUGGUCCGGAUCUGCUCGGUCCAGGAUGAGUCCUCGGAGUCCAUGUCCUUCCUGAAGGUCGACGGCAGGAAGAAGCAGCUCACGCUGUGCGAGACGUCAGCCCAGAGACGGUCCUCAGCCUCAGCGCCAAAGACCUUCACCUUUGAUGCCAUCUUCUCGCAGGACGCCUCCCAGGCUGAAGUGUGUUCAGGAACGGUGGCAGAGGUCAUCCAGUCGGUGGUGAAUGGCGCGGACGGCUGCAUCUUCUGCUUCGGGCAUGCUCACCUGGGUAAGACGUACACCAUGAUUGGUCGGGACUGCUCCACCCAGAGCCUGGGUGUGGCUCCAACGGCGAUCUCCUGGCUGUUCAAUGUGAUCGAGGACCGGAAGGAAAAGUCCGGAGCUUGUUUCUCAGUCAGAGUGUCGGCCGUGGAGAUCUCCGGCCGCGAGGAGACGCUCACCGACCUCUUGGCCGAACUGGCGGCGGCAGGGCACCAGGAGGCACCAGGCCCCGCUGUGUUGCUGAGAGAAGAUCCCAUCUGUGGAUCCCAGCUGCAGAACCAGAUAGAGGUUCGGGCGAGCAGUGCCGAGCGAGCAGCAUCCUUCCUGGACGCCGCCCUGGCAGCAAGGAAGAGCAACCAAAUGCCGAACAACCAGGAAGUCCGAAGGAACUCCCACUUCCUGUUUACCCUGCACCUCUACCAGGAGAGACUGGACAAGAGCAACAAGGCAGCCAUGUCCAGUCGGAGUCGCCUUCACCUCCUGGAUUUGGGCAGCUGCGAGACGGACAUCAGCAGGACCCGAGAGGGGGGCGGGGGUCAGUGUCUGUCGUUCUCGGCGCUGGGAAAUGUCAUCCUCGCCCUUGCCAAUGGAGCCAAGCACGUUCCCUACAGGGAUAGCAAGCUCACCAUGCUGCUCCGCGAAUCCUUGGGCAACAUCAACUGCCGCACCACCAUGAUCGCUCACAUCUCCGACUCCCCGGCGGGCUACAUGGAGACGUUGACCACGGUGCAGUUGGCCUAUCGCAUCCACCGCAUGAGGAAGAAGAAGUCGAAGCAUGCCUCCAGCUCAUCUGGAGGGGAGAGCUCCUGUGAGGAAGGCCCAUCCUGUCGGCCUCCUCGUCUUCGACCCUUCCACCCUCUGACCGUGGCCCUCGACCCGGAUGUUCCGCUGCUACUCUCGAGUGAUCCCGACUAUUCCUCCAGCAGUGAGCACUCCUGUGACACUGUCAUCUACGUUGGGCCGGGAGGGAAGGCAAUCUCAGACCGAGAGCUGAGCGACAACGAGGGUCCGCCUUCCUUCGUUCCCAUUAUUCCGUCCCUGAACAAAAAGCGAGUCAAAGAUGCACCCAAGUCCGACGGUGACCACUUUAAGUGUAACACGUUUGCAGAACUACAGGAGAGACUCGACUGCAUUGAUGGCAGCGAGGGCCCGGCCAUGUUCGGCACAGAGAAGAAAUCAGUAGCGCUGAAGGCUCAGAGUGGCCCUCUUAAACCCACAGAGGCAACGUCUCCACCCAAAUCUGAGAAGAACUCGUCCCACAUGUUCUCAGAAAGCACACUGACAACAUUCAUAGACAAAUCAGAUCAGGAUCAGCCCAAACUACCUUCAGCUGGUGGCUUCAUCGAGACGUCCAAAAGGACGAGUGCAGAUGGAGAGAAGCUUUCAGGCACCCCCGUUCAGCCAUGUGUGGUAAAGUCAGGGGGGGCUCCAACCCAUGACUCAGAGCCUGUAGUUCGAGAGAAAGUCUACCUCAGAGGAGCUGUACCCAAGCCACUGGCCUCACCGUCCUUACCCAGGACAACGAGGACGGCACCUCGGCCUAAGGAGGCUCUUGGCAGGACUCCCCCUGUCAGUAUAAGUGAACAAGCAAUGAGGCAAGACCAGCCACCCAAAUCUAUAAGCCCUAACCUAAACACAGAUGGAGCUGCUCACACAAGCAGGUACCCCACGGAGGUGAACAACCUCCGGGCCUCUCUGUUAGGACGAUGCCUGGACGGAGACUUUCUGAGGACCACAAUCACUCUGCAGCAGCCCGUGGAGUUGAAUGGAGAGGACGAGCUCGUGUUCACAGUUAUAGAGGAGCUCCCGCACAGCCUUGUCCCAGAUAAUGGCCGUCCCUCCAACCUCCUCAGCUUUAACACCGACUGCUUUCCACAGACUUUAGCUGCUGGCUCUCGCCCGGUCAGCAUCAUCAGUAGUAUUAAUGAUGAAUAUGAUGCUUACACCUCUCUACAAGGAGCUGUGGGACCAGGCACUGAUGUUGGCACCGAACACCAACAAGGUUUGCUUUCCCACAACAAAAAGCAGCCGUCUGUUGGCUCAUGGCUUUGUGAAUCAGCUGAAGGUGAUGGUAUUCAUUCACAAAGCAGGCUUUACUUGAGGGAUAAAACAAUGGACAAUGCCACCCUGCUGAGCUCACCAUGUAUAUUCCAUAAACAGCCGUUCUUACAGCAUGGCAUUAGGAGCUCCUUAAAUGACAGCGGUGUCUGUUUCUCAGAGCUGGAAAGCGACCCUGCUAGCCCAAACAAACCAUCUUUUACUAAGUGCCCUCCUUCCCCCAAGUCAGCCAAAGCAUCUCUAAAAGGCUCUCUGAAGGUGAAAGCCAAUACCCUGAACACAUCAGUGUCAACACAGAUUCCCCGCCAUGCCACCCAUUCCAGUCUUCCCAGGAAAACCAAGCCUACCUCAUCUGCAGCUGUGGGCUGCAGCAGACAGGAAGGCAGGCAGGAUGAUGUUUUGCUUCAGCGAAGCAGUUAUUGUGAUACCAGAGAGGCGGAGUUUCUUUCUGCAAGUAAGCCAACAAGAAGUGGCGUGACUAAUGUUUCCUCCAAGAGGUCCGGAGGGAACAGCAACAGUGUACCUCGCCCACCAAAGAUGCAGAUGUCUUCUUCAGCCCAGAGGGUUGUUGAUGGCUGUGAGAAGUCCAGCAGCAGGAGAGGAGACACUCUCAUCAAAUUGCCACGACUCACUCGGGGCGCAACAACUCUAGGAACCGUUUCCACCCCCCAAGAAGCUGCUUCAGUGAUCAGUACACUGAGGUUUUCAUCCCUGGGAAAAAAGGCAAAUGGACAAAAAAGCAGCACAAAGUUUGGACAGUCGAGUCAAGAACAAAAAUUAAGAAUUGUGCUGUCUCCAAGUGCCUUAAAAACAAGCAGCAACACUGGAAAGUCCUCAGAGGAUGAAGUGCAUGUCAAGCUCAGAGCUGGUUCAUUCAGCCACAGGACAUCCAGCUUUAAAACUGAACACAGUUUUGCAAGGACAUCCUCAAGCCUGAAGACGCAAGGAGCCAAAGAUUCUUCCAGGUACUUUGGGAGUCUAAUGUCUUUGGAAAGGUGCGACAGCCCAACCUUAGCUGGGUCCAAACCUGAGCUGUUCAGAGAAAACAGUGGUGCUACAUCUGGAGGAAAUGGCAGAUCCAACAGAUCAGUGCCAAGACUCAGUGAUCCGGCAUCCACCUCCACAUCGGCCUUUCCGUCCCAAGUUCCAGCUGGUGUUUUUGCAGCAACCAGCAAACUGUGGCAGGUCCGCAGUGGCAGCGGAUCAAGAGGAGCAGCUUCUGGUGGACUGAAACUUCGAACGUUGUCUGCCAGCACUUCGAAGAGCCCAAGCUCCUCCCCCAAACUGCCAGAGAAUGUAGCUGGGUGCAACACCAACCUACCUUCCAAUGGCAAGUCCCCAUCUCGCUCUGGAACCGGAGGCAAGACAGUAAAAGGCACCAUUAUGGGCACCAAGCAGACCAUCGGCAGGGCAGCCAACAGCCGGAUUAGCGAGUUGGUUUCAGGUAGCCAAAGGAAGAUGUUUGGUGGUGGAGCUGGAAGCGACAUCCCUGGCAGCAGGACUGGUAGCAUCACUGGAUCACCCCUCAACGCACCAUUGCCAUCACCUUACAGCAAGAUCACAGCGCCUCGGAGGCCACAGCGCUACAGCAGUGGGCACGGCAGUGACAACAGCAGCAUCCUGAGUGGGGAGCUGCCCCCCGCCAUGGGACGCACCGCCCUGUUUUACCACAGCGGGGGCAGCAGCGGCUACGAGAGCAUGAUCCGAGACAGCGAGACAACCGGCAGCACCUCCUCGGCACACGACUCUAUGAGCGAGAGCAGAGCAUCCUCAUCAAAUAGGAGCCGAGUUUCUAAAUCGCCCAAGAAGAGAGGAAACGGGUUCCUGCGGCGGCGGCUAAUCCCUGCCCCCCUGCCGGACACCUCCUCCCUGGGCAGGAAGCUGGGUGGUCAGUGGGUGGACCUGCCGCCGCUGGGCGGCACCCUGAAGGAGCAGUUUGAGAUAAAGGUGUAUGAGAUCGACAACGUUGAGUGUGUGCAGAAGAGGAAGGAGGCGCUGAUGGGAUCUGAGCAGACGUUCCACGAUGUUGAGAAGGGUCUGCUCUACUUCAAUGCCCGGUUGAGGAUGCUGGAGAAGCGGCAGCAGCAGAUCCAAGAGCUAAAGAGCAAACACGACAGGCUGAAGGCGGAGCUGGAGGAGGCCAAGAGCUGGCUGAUGCUCCACCCGAGCAGGUGGAGUGGAGAGUUUGACGUGGACCAGGACCUGGACUGCGAGUCCCAGGAGUACCUAGAGGCUCUGGCUCAGGCCACGGGGGAGCUGGAGUAUUGCGUCAACCUGUGCAAGUCCCGUCUCAUGAUGGAGACCUGCUUCGACAUCACCGUGAUGACGGCAGGUGACGCUGCGCAAGGGGGCCGUCAGGAGGUGGAGGUGUGAAAGGUUCGCUGACUCACCGACGGAAGAUUGAAGCAGACGUCCUGUCAGAGCAGAGCAGCAAAUGGCUGAUCGGAGAUCAGACCUCAGAGGACGCAGCUUUGCAAGUGCCUUCUAUUCACAAGCUCAACGACUCUGUGAGCUUGUUUGUCGUGGUGUUUUUUAUGGUGCUGAAUUCAUCCGUUGUGCAGCAGAGUUUAGGGAAAAUGAUUCAGCUCCAGCAUGGACUCUGUUCACCUGUAAGCUCCACCCCGAGCCUCAAACCUGAAGAACCCAGAGCAGGACCAUGGGUUUGAUCCCGCUCAACGACUUAAGCACUCGAGUUGAAGUGAACCAACUCUGAAGUUGGUUUUAGGAAACCGCCUCGUCCACCCUGAGUUCAGCCUGCUCAUGUUCUCAGUGACUCAAACAGAUGUUUCAGCAGGUAAAACAUCUGUGGCAACAUACAUGAUGACAUCAUCUGCACUGCAGCCAGAACCACAGAGCAGGAAUGGUAUCUAACUGACAGAUGUACAGACAUACAAACACACAUUAAAGGGGACGUGAAACACUGAAACACUAUGGUCUCCUCUCAGUAAAUAACAACUCGGAUGUGUUUCUGAAAGAGAACAAUGUUCUGACAGUAUCCAAUUUUAAAAUCACUGAAUAAAAGCUAGAAUCUCGGUCAGGUGACAUCACGAAUCACGUGACCGACGAUCGCAAGUUGCCCAUUUUAAUUCGAAGCGUCCAGAACAGGGGUGUCCGUAUAUUGACGUGAAGAAAUAUAAUGCAGUUUUUUUCUGUUAGGGAGGAUUUGUUUGUUGUUAAGUGUAAUGUUAAAAUAAGUUCUUUAAAAAGCCAAAAAUGAUUUAAUAUGAUGGCAAUAUGAGCAGAGAGUGCAAACAUACUAAGAGAUUGACUAUGUUAGUUCAGUGAGACAGUCAAAAACUAAUGUGUACACUUAUGUCUGCAUUUUUAUUUUGUUAAAUACGAACAAAAUGAUAGCAGAAGUGCUGCCACGUGUCUGGCCAGAAAGAGAGGACCAUUGUGUUUAUUUGGUAGUUCAAUGAAAGGCUUUAGUUAGUUAAGAGUGAGGAAAAGAAUCUGUGUUCACGUUUGCAGUUUUGUCUUGUUAUACACUAUCUGAAAUUUAAAAAAAACAAACAAAAUAUUACAUUUUCAGAAAUAUUUGUGGGUGUUUUCUUGUUUGUUUCUUUGUUUCUUUUUUAAUACCUGAACGCUAAAGUGGCCCUCCAAUGAGAUGACGGUGCCAGGAGUGGCCCACAGCUCAUUAAAGUUUGAGACCCCUGGUCCAGAAGAGCACUGAUGUGUAAAACCUGGAGAUCUCUGACUGAAGCCCCACCCACUUAUAAACUGUCAGUCACUUGUGGUUGCCUGAUCGAUGGUCUGUGGCCACGUUUAUGCACACUCACUUCCUGUUGGACCCUGAAACGUUAGCUUGUCAUGACGCAUCGGAAUCUUUUCUCGUCCACGACUUCUACAGCCACAUGAGGAUGUCUCUGAAACUCCAAACUGUCCCCAGAUGCUUUCUCAGACAGAGCAAAGAUCAAACUCUGAGCUCCACACAUGACCCCACCUCCAAACACAGUAUACUCUCUGAAGAAUACAAAAUAAAAGUUCAGAGUCAGCUGUGAGGAUGUAAAAUUUCACAUUGCAGAUUUCCAUCACACGUGUGAUGUGCAGCAGGAACUGACACACUCAGAUUCAGACGUUUCCCGUCUCAGGCUCUUUCUGAAGUGGCUGCAUGAAGCAUCGUUCUGCAUUAUGUUCUUGUUUUUGUUCGUCAGGUUUCGUGUUUUUCUUUAAAUUGAUUAAAUCGCUCUGCUGAUGUGGCGUGUUAACCGUCUGUUUCCUUUUCUUUGUUUUUGUAUUGUACAGUUUUCUAACUAUUUGUAAAAAAAAAAAAAAAGAGGAGUGCGUGGGUCGGCGCAGAGGCAGCAUCAGGAACAUGAAUAAAGAUUCAAA
Maylandia zebra (zebra mbuna) is the source of this 7494-nucleotide messenger RNA. It is a transcript of the gene kif26aa, whose product is annotated as kinesin family member 26Aa. Gene Ontology annotation, biological process: microtubule-based movement. NCBI's taxonomy places the organism in Eukaryota, Metazoa, Chordata, Actinopteri, Cichliformes, Cichlidae. The record is from RefSeq and is a predicted model, not a curated record. Gene Ontology annotation, molecular function: microtubule motor activity; ATP binding; microtubule binding.